AUGGUGCAUUGUGUUUUCAAAAGUGGUCUUAUACAGGUUCCGCCAAAAACACUUGAAUACCGAAGUUUUAAGUCAUACAACAAAUCAUCUUUCAGACAAGAUCUCAAUAAUGYCCCAUGGCACGUUGCUCUUAAUAACCCUGAAGACUUAGAAGGCUGUGUUCAAACUUGGAACAAAUUAUUUCUAGAAGUUGCGGAAGAGCAUGCGCCAACUAAAACACGUAGAGUAAGAGGAUCUCGGACUCCUUGGAUGACUUCUGAAAUUGCAACCUUGAUGAGAAAUCGCAAUUACCAUCUCAAAAAGGCUAAAGGUAAAAAAACUAAUUCUCAUUGGACAAAAUAUCGUGCUUUAAGAAAUAAGGUCCAACGUAAAAUCAAAAAGUCUAAAUCGGAGUAUUACUGCAAUCUUAUUAAAGACUCUCGAAAUAAUUCUAGUGAUCUAUGGAAAUCUAUCAAGGAAGUCAUACCUGGAAGUAAUUCACACAAACACAAUAUAACCAGCUUAAUAUCAGAUGGGAUUACUCAUACCAACCCUACAUCAAUGUCAUCAAUCUUCAACAAGUUUUUUGCAACUAUCGGCUUAAAGCUUGCUGAGAAAUUCUCAAUGAGGAACACUUUGACAGCUAAUGGCGUUAAACAAGCCUCCAGCAUUUUUGAAUUUCAAGCGAUCAAUUAUGAGUCUGUUGUAAAAAUGAUAAAUGAACUUAAACCUAACAAAGCAGUUGGUUUAGACAAAAUAAGUUCUCGUUUGUUAAAGGAUGCUGCUGAUGUUAUUGCACCAAGUCUCACAUCGUUAUUUAACAUCUCCAUAGACACUGGCUGUUUUCCGUCUACAUGGAAAUUGGCAAAGGUAUCUCCUCUUUUUAAAAAGGGUAGUUUUGGUGCAGAUGGUGUGAAAGGCAGCAAGACAAAGAUGUUUUUGUAUGAGGAAAGUCCUCACAAAGCUCAGUAG
Messenger RNA from Actinia tenebrosa (Australian red waratah sea anemone), 951 nucleotides. RefSeq lists its product as uncharacterized. Lineage: Eukaryota; Metazoa; Cnidaria; Anthozoa; Actiniaria; Actiniidae. The record is from RefSeq and is a predicted model, not a curated record.